Molecule: messenger RNA, 1878 nt
Organism: Fundulus heteroclitus (mummichog)
Lineage: Eukaryota; Metazoa; Chordata; Actinopteri; Cyprinodontiformes; Fundulidae
Product: cytochrome P450 3A56-like
Molecular function (GO): steroid hydroxylase activity; heme binding; iron ion binding
Source: RefSeq, a predicted model, not a curated record
GUUGACAGCUCUGCAGUAUGCUUCUGUCUGAGAGAAAAUGGAUUUCCUGUUUUCAGCAACAACGUGGACUUUAGUUGCUCUCUUUGUCACCCUGUUAUUACUAUAUGGAAUCUGGCCGUACAGAUUUUUCAAAAAGAUUGGGGUAUCUGGACCAAGACCCCUACCUUUUGCUGGAACUCUGCUGGGUUUCUCAAAGGGAAUACUUACCUUUGACCGUGAAUGCCAAACCAAGUAUGGGGAUAUCUGGGGUUUGUAUGAGGGGCGAACGCCAUUGCUGAUGGUUGCGGACCCCGAGAUGAUAAAAACCAUCUUGGUGAAGGAGUGCUACACAGCAUUUACAAACCGCAGGAGUUUAAUUGGAGAUGGUGGACCUCUGGAUGAUGCAAUCACCACAGUGAAAGAUGAAAGGUGGAAACGAAUUCGCAGCACAAUAUCUCCAUGUUUCACCAGUGGAAGACUUAAGCAGGUUUUCCCUUUGGUCGUUCUAUAUGCAGACAGACUUAUGGAAAAAUGUGGACAAAUGGAUUUGAAUGAGCCCAUUCAUAUCAAGCAAUUUGUUGCACCAUUCAGUUUGGAUGUGGUGACCAGUGCUUCCUUCAGUGUGGAGAUUAACUCUAUAAAUAACCUCAAUGACCCUGUUCAUGCUCACAUGAAGAAGAUUUUGAACUUCAGAUUUUGGCCUUUUCUUGUAAUGUCUAUGUUUCCCUUUGGGCGUCACCUGCUGAAGCUCCUCAAAGUAGAGCUGAUGCCCAAAUCCAGUGUGGACUUUUUCUACGACAUCAUUAAGAAAUUUAAAGACCAGCACAGUGCCGAGGAAUCGACUCGGGGGGACUUCCUGCAAGUGAUGAUUCGGAGUGAAAUACCAGAAUCUGAUAUAAAGAGCGAACAUGAGCAACCCAGUAAAGGUUUGACGGAACAUGAGAUCCUAUCUCAGGCUUUGACGUUCAUCUUUGGUGGCUACGAGACAACCAGCACAACUCUGUCUUUCAUCCUUUAUAAUCUUGCCAUAAACCCAGAUGUCAUGCAGACAUUGCAAAAAGAAAUCGAUUGCCAGCUGCAGAAAAAUACCUCCAUUUCCUAUGAGGACCUGAAUAAUAUGGAGUACCUGGACCAGGUUCUUUGUGAGUCACAGCGUCUAAUUCCCACUGCACCUCGACUUGAGAGGACUUGCAAAAAGACGGUGGAGGUUAACGGCCUCACCAUCCCUGAAGGAACGUUAGUUGGCAUUCCAGUGCAUUUAUUGCACAUGGAUCCACGAUACUGGAGCUCUCCUGAACUUUUCAAACCAGAGAGGUUCAGCAAGGAGAAUGAGAAGGAUCUGAACCCCUACGCAUACAUGCCGUUCGGCCUCGGCCCUCGUAACUGCAUUGGGAUGCGAUAUGCGAUCCUGGUCAUGAAGAUGCUGAUUGUGCGCAUCCUGCAGAGUUACACUGUUGAAACAUGCAGAGACACCGUGCUUUUGAUUUUAAGUUUUCUAAAGCCAUUUUACAGCUUAUUCCCAUCAGACCUAAAAAAAAAUCAAAUAUUGUAUAACUCCUGAAAGUGUAAAAUGACACACUGACACACUGACCCAGCAGAUGAGCUCUUUUAGCAGAAGGCUCCUCUUACCCAGAUGCACCACUGAGCGCCACAGGAAAUCAUUCCUACCUGUGGCCAUCAAUCUUUACAACGCCUCCCUCAGUUACUCUAACACCCCCCCUCUGUAACUGUCAUCAUUUAUGCAUUCUCUGCACUGUUCACUAUCACUUCACUUGGAGUCCCAAGGUGAAGUGAUAUGACUAUUGUGAUAUGGUACUACCUUGUGUGAAAUGUUGUAAAUAUACUGUAUAUAUAACAAUGUGUGUAUUCUGGAGCAUGUAACAAAAGUAAUUUCCCCCU